AAGCUACCAAACGACCCCUAAACACUCGUGUCAAUCGUUUGCUAAUUGCAUCCAGAUCUAGCGCACCGCUCUAGAAGGCGCGUAAGAACCAACAUCUUCACCGGUUAACACCAGAUUUAAAAUUGCCGAUUUCCUCUCACUCUCACUCAACCUCCCACCAAACUCGCCGAUCUAUUCUCUCUCAAUUCAUCUCCAUGGCUAGCAGCAUUUCAGUUCAGUGCUUAAUAGAGCUACUAUUACUACUAUCACUACUCUUCAGAUCAGUUGAAUCUUCAAUUCACAUAUAUAAAAGAGAUCCGUUUAGAGAAGUUGGAAAUGCUUACCUUGCUUCCGGUGGAAGUGAAGGAGUCGCUUCCUCUCGAUUUAUUCCUCCACCCCGUCGCGCAUUUCGGUCUACUGCACAUGAUGGACUCUCUUACAUCAGGUUUGACAAUAUCACAUUUUCGAGGAGCAAAGCUGCUGCAGACCAGCAUCCAACUAUGGCAUAUAAUAGUGGGUUGGUUCAAAUCAUAAUAUUUGAGGCGGCAGAUCGUGACAAUAUUGGUGGUUCACCAUAUGGUGGGCAGAGGUCCAUUUGUUGCACCGCUGAUCUUGCUAAACUUGAAGGUUGCAAACAAGGGGAAGUCAUUAGAACACCUUCAGCAACAGAUGCUAAUUGGCCAAUGGUGUUGAAUGUAAACUUUAAAGGAAGGCAGUCAUCAGCCCAAUUGAAGAAGAAGGCGGUGUACAUAAAAAAGACCGGGAUGUAUAACCUCUUCUUCAUCUCAUGUGAUCCUAAGCUUAAGGGAAUGAAGGUAUCUGGCAGGACAGUGUGGAAAAAUCCCAAUGGAUAUUUGCCUGGUCGAAUGUCACCCCUAAUGAGGUUUUAUGCUAUAAUGACCGUAGCAUAUAUACUUCUCGCUGCAAUCUGGUGUCUUCAGUAUGUCAAACACCGCGAGGAUGUUCUGCCGCUCCAGUACUGCAUCACUGGAGUUAUUGCCCUUGGGUUAUUGGAGAUGAUAUUUUGGUAUUUUGAUUAUGCUUAUUUCAACAAUACUGGUACAAGGCCUGUGGGACUCACGACUUGGGUUGUUAUAAUUGGAGCCACAAGGAGAACUGUUUCACGCCUUCUUAUUCUUUGUAUCUCAAUGGGUUAUGGUGUUGUUCGUCCUACCCUUGGUGGUCUUACCACAAAGGUGCUCCUCCUUGGAAUAACUUAUUUUGUGGCAUCUAUACUGCUAAACAUUACCGAAUAUGUUGGUACAAUAAAUGACAUUGCAGGGCGAGCAAGAGUCCUGUUGGUCCUUCCUGAUGCAUUAUUAGAUGCAUUUUUGAUCAUAUGGAUUUUCACUUCUCUUUCAAAGACACUGGAGCAGCUGCAGGCAAAGAGGAGUUCUGUGAAGUUGGAUAUUUACAGACAAUUUUCAAAUGCAUUAGCAAUCACUGUCAUUGCUUCAGUUGCAUGGAUAGGAUAUGAGGUUUAUUUCAAAGCAACAGAUCCCUUCAAUGAGAGGUGGCAGGGAGGUUGGCUCAUCACUGCUUUCUGGGAUAUUCUUGCCUUUGGACUGCUGUGCGUCAUCUGCUACCUAUGGGCACCAUCUCAGAGCUCACAGCGAUAUGCAUACUCUGAUGCAAGGGGUGAAGAUGACGAUGAAGAAACUGAAUCCUUAUGCAAAGAAACUCCAGAAGGUGACAUCGGUCUUAUCAAAAUGGAUAGGAAGGAAGGUAGCGACAGUUCUGAUGUAGAAGAUGAUACACAAGAGGGUAAAAGGGAAUGAUUGGUGAAAUUGUUUGAAAACUUGCUUUACAGAGAUCAAUACCAAGAUGGGGAUCCAGUGAAAGAAUGAUUGGCUCUGCUAAACGCAAACUACACAAAAUUAAUUCAUUGAAUUUAUACGGUUAAGAGUGCUGCACGAGUUUUGACAAACCAUAGAAGAAAAAAUGCGUACAUGGUUUGAAUUGUGUGUUCAUUUGGAAAAUGAAAACUGGAGAUGAGCGAUAUCAUAGUUCGCAUUGUAAUUAAGUAGUAACCAUUUCUCACAUCACAUGUGAACUUCAGAUGUAGUGUUCCAUUUCUGAAAGAAUUGGGGAAAUGCUUUCCAAGGUGGUCUAAUUUGGGGGACCAUCUCAUAGUUAGUGCAGUUUUGUUCAGUGCAUUUUAUCUGAAAGUUAAAGGUGUGAAUCAGUUCAAUGUAGUUUGCUUACAUGCUUGCCUUUUCUUU
Messenger RNA from Lycium ferocissimum, 2201 nucleotides. RefSeq lists its product as uncharacterized. Gene Ontology annotation, biological process: transport. The transcript is spliced from 5 exons. Gene Ontology annotation, cellular component: membrane; Golgi apparatus. The record is from RefSeq and is a predicted model, not a curated record. Lineage: Eukaryota; Viridiplantae; Streptophyta; Magnoliopsida; Solanales; Solanaceae. Bases 195 to 1757 code for a protein of 520 amino acids.